GGACAUUUUCCGAAGGAUGUUCGCAGUAAAGAUCCUCAGGAUCGGAGCUCCUCGACGCGGUCGUCUCCGGUCGUCCCCCGGAAGCUCUGCUCGGCAGCACGCCGCGCCUUCGUUCACGGAGGACGAGCGUCCGUCGUCCGGCGUCGCGUCGUUCCGCGAGUUAUCUCGCCAGGACGGUGUCUCUGUUUUACCGUGCGAUCGUGUUUCCGAGUACUCGCAGAGAGAGCGUGCUCCUGCAAACGGUGGUGCGUGUAGCCAGUCUUUCGGUAGUCUCGGAUCUUCUGGAGGAGAUAUCGACACGAAAACAUGGUUGUCUCCGGUUGUUUACCUCGCCGCGGGCUCCAGGGAAGCUAGAGGCUGCUCGCCGAGCGGGCUGUGCGCGGAACGGCGUCGAGAAACUCGCGAAGCGUGUCCGGGGGAUCGAGGCGGAUUCGGGACUGGAGGCUGACGCUCGGCCGACACCGCGUUGGAAGCUGGGCCUGGUCGUCUUCGUCGGGCUGCGAAACGAUAGCCGGAGGAUCUCGCCGAAGAUGAGGCUCGCGGCUUCGCGCGACACGGAUACCGGCAAGGGCGGCGUGGCGGCGAGGGUGCAUUAGCGGCGGAAGGUAAUGCGCUUGGCGAGCGGAAGCGAGAACCGAGAAGCCCCGAGCGGCCCGAGCCGUGUUCGCUGUUCGGUCCCGCUUUCCCUUCGGGCCCCGGUCCCCGAGAAGGACGCGGCCGUUCGGAGGUCGCCGAGGUUCGCGAGGUCCCUCGGCCCCGCUGCGGAGAGAUCAUCGGUCCUCGACGGCGCGGGAACGCGGGCAGCGUCACCAACGAGGACGGCAGCCGACAGGGAGCGCCUCGUCCAGCACGGCGCUCUUCUAUCGCCGAUAGGAAGGAGUUAUGGUGUCUCGCACAUGCGAUGACUGCGGCGGCAGCCGUGGCACUGUGGCAUCGUGCCCACCUCUACAAGGCGAUCGUCUGCGUCGUCCUCGCUCUGAUCGCCAUCCAAUAUUUACUUAGCGGCGUGAUCGAUCGCCGAUCGAUAGAGACGAUUUUCACCAUUAACGCCACCAGGUACGCCGACCGUACCUACAGGCACCACCCGCGCGGCCUGAUCAUAUACGGGCCGGUGACGGUAUCGAGCUUGCUCGCGAGCAACAAUGUCACCGAGACGACGAUGCACUGGGCCGGCAACAGGAGCCACCCGGAUUUCUCCAAGUCGGACGCCGCUUUCCCCACCCGGAACGCGUACCCGGUGCCCAGCUCGCUGGAAUUCGGCUCGACGACGCCGAACUCGACGAACGGCACCGCGCUGCGACGGUGCCCGCUCAUUCCUCCGAAUCUCGUUGGACCUCUGUCUGUCGGCAAGUCUCCCCCGGAACUGUCGGUGAUGGAGAAGGAGUUCAGCGACGUGAAGCCCGGGGGUAGAGGGUGCCCGACGGACUGCGUCGCCAGGCACCGCGUCGCCAUCGUCAUACCGUUCCGAGACCGACCGCAACACCUCCAAGCGUUGCUGUACAAUCUCCAUCCGAUGUUGCUCCGUCAGCAGAUCGACUAUCAGAUAUUCGUGGUCGAGCAGAAAGGUAGCGAAGCCUUCAACCGCGCGAUGCUGAUGAACGUGGGCUACGUGGAGGCUUUGAAGGAGCGGACUUUCGACUGCUUCAUUUUUCACGACGUCGACCUACUUCCGGAGGACGAUAGGAAUCUGUACACCUGUCCGGAGCAGCCGAGGCACAUGUCCGUGGCGGUCGACAAGUUCAAAUACAGGCUGCCGUACGCCGAUCUGUUCGGCGGCGUGUCGGCGAUGUCCCGCGAACACUUUCGCCUGGUGAACGGGUUCAGCAACGUGUUCUGGGGCUGGGGCGGCGAGGACGACGACAUGGCGAACCGGAUAAAAGCCCGCGGCCUCCACAUCUCCCGGUACCCGGCGAACGUCGCGCGCUACAAGAUGCUCACGCACAAGAAGGAGAAGGCGAACCCCAAGAGGUACGAGUACCUGAAGACGGGCAAGAAGAGAUUCGCCACGGACGGACUGAGCAACCUGCAGUACGAGCUGGUCGACGAGCAGAAGCCGAAGCUGUACACGUGGCUCCUGGUGAAGCUGACGCCUCCGCAGCCUAGCUGAUGGCUCUCGUGGAUCGGGUAGCGGACGAGGCACGGAGAAAUCGAUGCUCCCACGACACGGUCCGCUUUCGGAUCCAAAGGAUAACGCGCGUUCGACGGGACUCGCAUCGUUCGGCCCGUCGAAACGAUCUUCCCUCUCGUUUUUCUUUGUUAAUCGAAACCGUCGCGCCCCGACUGGACGGUGCACACCGACGGGGAACACGGACGUUGGAAUAUCCCGCUCGACGCGUCGGCGGGUCGUUUCUCUCGCGGCGGGACGCGCAGCACCCGACGACCUCUCCGUCGACCCGUUGGUCGGCCGAGGACGAGGGAAACGUUGUUACGUGAUAUAUUUUUAUUCCUCGUAUUUUUUUAUCGAACGAUAGAUUAGUGAGAGAGCGAGCUAGCGAGAGAGAGAGAGAGAGAGAGAGGAUGAAUGUUCUUGCGGGUGUGCACGGCUGAGAGAGCGUGAAUAGAAUUUAGCGUACGAGCUAACGUGCCAAAGGAGAAUGCGCGCGCGUACUCGCGUGUCCGAGAUGUAACGAAAAUGGGCGCGGGACGAGCGCGUCGAGCGGACAGAGAGGAGCUCGGACAUCCUUCCUGGAAUCCGACCGUUUGAACGGUGUACACACGUUUCGCGCGUGUUCGACGGUUCAGACGCGAACAGUGCGCGGACUCUUCCGGGUGUCGUUCACCCCCUAUUCAGAACAUUUUUGUACCCGACGAGCCAGCGGUUUCCCCCGAGUUUCGUAGAAACGUGCUCAAAGACGGUCGAUGUUUCCGGCACCGCUGCGCCGCGGGCGGAGAGGAGGACGAUUUCCAUAGGUUAGGAUAAAUCGGCGGACCUUUGCGUCGGCGUUUUCGAGUCGAACGGAAGGGUGCAUAUUUUUUUAAGAUUCUUAGAAGUUUUCUCCGUCGACGGCCGACAACGGCGGCCAGCAUCGGCGUCGCGAGACGGGUUUAUCGUCCGUGUAGUUAUCGUUUGUCGAACGGCGAUCAUCCCGCGAUAGCUUAGGCGGGUGUAUAGAAUGGGAAAACGGUACUUAAGCGUAUAACGCGAUUCCGUUGAUCGUCGAGACUCCGCGUAUACUCGGGUAACCUCGUCGUUUCUAUUUUAUACGUAUUUCCUCGGGAACCGUGCGCGUUUCUCGUUGAUCGUUACUCGUUACUCGUUUACACGUUACACACACCUACACACACACACACGCGACACGUACACAUGCACACACAGAGACACAGACAGACAGACAGACACGUGGUACGACGGCGGGCCGACGCGCUGCAGGUAUCGGGGAAACCGAUUUCCGAGCGCGAACGUUCACCGCGAAGUCGCAGCUCGAAGCUGGCGACUGUCCGAACACGUACACGCAAACAUAUCACGCGUAUCGUAAAAAUCUGCGAGCGUUCGAUCGUUUGGAUUGAAUUACUUAAAUCGUUAAGGGUGAGAGGUACGGGCUGUGAAAAUGACGCGCCUUCCUUACACCGGCGCAACCGCGCGGCGCGGAGGGUGGCGGGCGUGGGGUUGAAGGGCGGGGUCGAGCGCGAGCACAAUAAGGUUAGACCAAUUUCCUAUGCACGCCGAAACGCGCGACUCAGCCGGAUUCGAAUCUUUGGGAACAGCCGAUCGAUCCCCGGCGUCGAAGCGGCGAGAGCAGCUCCGUCGACGCGAUUCGCGCGUGCCGUUGGACGUCGACCGCCCGGAUGCUCUCGAAUCCUCGAGCGUCGCGCGUCCUCCGAUUGGCUCUCGUCGCGACGACCGGAUGUUCGGCGACCGCUGCUUUCCGGAGGAGCGGCAGGUGGUGGGAACGACGCGAACCAGCGCGGUUCGGAGCGGUUUCAGUUUACUUUGCGGAUACUCUACGCUGUACUUGUUCAGACGCGUAGCGAGAUCGUUUCGCGACGUCUGCCACGCGCCUAAACGAACCGUUGUCGAAUAAUGGCCGAUGGUAUCGGUGACACGCUCGAGAGACAUUCGAGGGGGCAAUCGGAAAGCAUCGUCUCGUUCUCGGUUUGCUACGUUUCUCGAAAGUUGCCGCGACGCGGCGUCGCGCAACCGGUGGAAAGGUAGCGAAACGACAGUUAGUUUUGUUCAAUGAAAUCUUGUUUAUUUUCUCGUUUGAUCGCCGCGCCCGCCCCGAUCGGCCGGCGCGGCGCGAUUCGGUUCUCGUGCUUCCGAGCGACACGCGUUCUCGCUCGUUUGAACCUGUACGCGUCACUGUAAAUAGAAUUCUCGUCGAGGAAGACGUCGAGGCGCAGCUCGACUCGCGAGCGGAGCAGGGAGAGCAGCGAGAGUGGACCGUUUGUUCGGCGCGAACGCCCUCCAACGGGGAAACAACGAAAUUCCACCGACUUCGCGUUUCCGCGCCGGAACAGCGAAACAGAGAAUCACCGGCCUGUUAAAACGAUCCGGUCUAAGGACACUCGCAACGCGACAAGCAGGAAGCGAAACUUAGCGAAGACGUCUUCUCAGCUACGCCGGAAGAUUACAAUUUUUCACAAGCUACACUCGUGAUGUAUCGAAACAAUAAAUCUUGUUAACG
Messenger RNA from Nomia melanderi (Alkali bee), 4625 nucleotides. RefSeq names its product beta-1,4-N-acetylgalactosaminyltransferase bre-4. NCBI's taxonomy places the organism in Eukaryota, Metazoa, Arthropoda, Insecta, Hymenoptera, Halictidae. Gene Ontology annotation, cellular component: Golgi apparatus. Gene Ontology annotation, biological process: glycosphingolipid biosynthetic process; carbohydrate metabolic process. Gene Ontology annotation, molecular function: galactosyltransferase activity; N-acetyl-beta-glucosaminyl-derivative 4-beta-N-acetylgalactosaminyltransferase activity. The record is from RefSeq and is a predicted model, not a curated record.